UGUGUGUGUUUGCCUGCCUGUGUGUGUGAGUAGGAAGCAGAAGGACAGAAGGGACCGUUCACUGUGGUCUACAAAUUUGAUUCUAUAAAGAUGAAAGAAGUCUUUCAAAUUAUUUUGGGUUGUUCAGCCAGCAGAUGACCUGGAACCCCAGCCUUGUUUUCAGAACAGCUUUCUCCUCUAAACACUUCAUGGUGAUGGUGACUGGAGUGUUACUUACUCAUCUAGUAAUGUCUGCGCUUUAAGAGGAGCAAUGGUUUACCUCCGCAGUUAUGUACAGUACCAGCCUACCACAGAUAAUACACUGUGGUUUACGAAAGUAUCCAACAAGCAGCUAGUUGAUCUAGAACACAAUGCAGACUAUACAGGUCGUGUUGAGUCCAGCUGUAGAGAGGACAGAUGUACCCGGUCCAGAUGUCAUGGAACAUGUACCCUGAGAAUCAAAGAUCUGAGGCAGAGUGACUCUGUGGCUACAAGGUUAGGUUCACAACAAACCUAACCUUUUAGGUUUAGGGGCGCCCCAAGGGAUCUUGGGGCGCAAGAUCAUUCCCUAAUUUACCGACGCGUGGCACAGGAGGCAAAAGAACGCUCUGCGCCAGUUGCAAACUAGCAACGACACAUGCGCCAGUGAACCUCCAGGUGAAGGUGUCCUUUCCUUACCCAACUGAUCCUACCAGGGCAGAGCUGGAGUGUCACAGUAUGUGUGAUCUAGCUAGUGAAACUCCCUACAUCUGGUUCAGAAAUGGACAUAAUGUAGGACAGGGAGUGAAAUACAGGGUCUACAUUCAGUCUGGAGACUGCUUCUCAUGUGCCGUUGAAGGAUCAGAUCUCCGGUCUCCUUCAGUGUACGCUCCGAAGACCCCCUCAUUGACUGUGAGUCCCUCUGCUGAAAUAGGGGAGGGCAGUUCAGUGACUCUGAGCUGGAGCAGUGAUGCAAACCCCGCAGCUAACUACACCUGGUUCAAGAACAACCAACCUCUGCUCUGGGAAACAAAUCAACCUCAUACCUUCCCCUCGGUCCGCCCUGAAGACGGAGGAACAUACCUCUGUCACGCAGAGAACCAAUAUGGCCAUAUGAGCUCUCAUUCGCUAUUCUUUGAUGUCCAGUGUGAGUUCAAUAUCUGAAUUAUAUGUAAAAAUUACUUUAAAAUGUAGAACUUCAUACCUCACAGUAAUGCAUGAAUACUACAUAUUCAUGUAUUACUGCUGGCCCUGUAAACAACCCUGACUUACUUAUCAUACUGGCAUUGCGGUUGCUGCUAAACUCGGUCUCAUAACUUUAGGAUGGAUAAAUUGUUAUUUUGUGUUCAUGACAGAUGCUCCAAAGACCCCCUCAGUGACCCGGUUUCCAACUGGUGAAAUGGAGGUUGGCAGAUCAGUGACACUAAGCUGCAGCAGUGAUGCCAACCCAGCAGCUAACUAUACCUGGUUCAAGGAACAUCAAGACCCAGUGAAGGAAUUAGGACAGAACUACAACAUCAUUAAUAUCACAUCUGAGCUUGGAGGAAACUAUUACUGCCAAGCUCAUAAUGCAAUCGGACAUCAUAAUUUCACUUUUUUGCUCAUUAAAGAAGAAAGAGGGCCUCCAGAAAAUCAUGUGGACAGGGAGAAAGGCCAGAUACCGUUGAGGAGGUGUGUUUAAAUAUCUCCACAGAACAACUGAGUGAGAGAGGAGAGGACUCACUAUGCAUUUAAGAUCAGCAGCAGGAGGAUUUCUAGCUUUCCUUCUGUCAGUACCAGUGCUUCAGGGUAAUGGUGACUGGAGAGUUACUUACUCAUCUAGUAAUGUCUGUGCUUUAAGAGGAGCAACGGUUUACCUCAGCUGCACUUAUGAAUACCCUGACAACGUACAGUACCGCCCGACAACAGUCAGAACACUGUGGUUUACUAAAGGGGACAACUAUCAGCCAGUUGAUCUGGAACACGAUGCAGACUAUACAGGUCGUGUUGAUUCCAGCUGUGGACUGGUCAAAUGUACCGGGUCAAGAUGCCAUGGAACAUGUACGCUGAGAAUCAGAGACCUGAGACAGAGUGACUCUGCUGUCUACAAGGUUAGGUUCACAACAAACCAACCAGGUGGGAAAUAUACUGGUGACCUUGGAGUGAAGUUAUCUGUAAAAGAUCUCCAGGUGAAGGUGUCCUUUCCUUACCCUACCAUUCUUACCUUGGCAGAACUGGAGUGUCACAGUAUAUGUGGUCUAGCUGGUGACCCUCCCUACAUCUGGUUCAGGAAUGGACUGUAUGUAGGACAGGGAGUGAACUACAGGGCCAACAUUCUGUCUGGAAACAGCUAUUUGUGUGCUGUUGAAGGAUACGAACAUCUCCGAUCAACUUCAUUGUACGCUCCAAAGACCCCCUCAGUGACCGUGAGUCCCUCUGGUGAAAUAGAGGAGGGCCGUUCAGUGACUCUGAGCUGCAGCAGUGAGGCCAACCCAGCAGCUACCUACACCUGGUUCAAGGUUAUUACAGAUUAUUCCUCCAGAGAGUUGAUGCAGGGACCACAGCUCCACUUUGGAAGCAUCCUGUCUUCAGACUCUGGACAAUACUAUUGUCUAGUUCAGACUGAGCUAAGGACAAAAUCUGAGUCAAUCUAUGUUACUGUAAAAUAUGGGCCUAAACAAACAUCUGUGUUAUCGAGUCCCUCUGGUCAGAUAGUGGAGGGCAGUUCAGUGACUCUGAGCUGCAGCAGUGAUGCCAACCCAGCAGCUGAGUACACCUGGUUCAAGAACAACCAACCUCUGCUCUGGGGACCAAGUCAACGUCAUACCUUCCCCUCAGUCCGCCCUGAAGACAGAGGAACGUACCACUGUCAGGCAGAGAACAAAUAUGGACAUCUGAGCUCUAACUCGCUAUUUUUAGAUGUCCAGUACGCUCCAAAGACCCCCUCACGGACCAUGAGUCCCUCUGGUGAAAUAGAGGAGGGCAGUUCAGUGACUCUGAGCUGCAGCAGUGAUGCCAACCCAGCAGCUAACUACACCUGGUUCAGGGAACAUGAAGACUCAGUGAAAGGAUCAAGACAGAACUACACCAUCACUAAUAUCACAUCUGUGCUCGGAGGAAACUAUUUCUGCCAAGCUCAUAAUGCAAUCGGACUUCAUAGUUCCCCCUUUUUGUUAAUUACAGUUUGUGUUCAGUGUUUGAAAGUGGUGACAUCAUCAUCAUGGACAACAACAGUAGCAGUGAGAACCAUCGUUGUCUUCCUGGCCACCGUACUCCUUCUCGUCUUCCUCUGGAUGAGAAGAAAGAGGGCCGCCAGAAAGGCAUGUGGACAGGGAGGAAGGCCAGAUACCGUGGAGGAGCUACUUCAUGUUCCUGUCUAUGAAAACAUCUCAGCUCUGACCAAUCGCUUGGCUCAUGCAGCACAGAGAGAACCAAUAGAAGAGCAGGAUGGCCGUCACUGUGCCAUCGUCCACACCUCUCACUCAGAGAACCAGGAAGUGACUCGCUGGUUGGCUGGCUCCCGUGUCCAAUCAGAUCAGACAGAUGAGGGACCAGGACCAGACCGAGAUGGGAGGUGGGAGUUGUAAGCAACGUCAAAUCAACACCCCAGAGUGUGAACCAGUAGCCCCAGCAGGAUUUAAACAAUGGGACUGAGUAAAGUGUCUCAUUUAUUCGAUUUGAGAUCAUCUAAAGGUGCUUGCACACCGCCUCGCUGCCGGAGGGUUCAGUGCGGCGGUGUGAAGGGCCAGGCGUUUUCCAUAGCGGCUGCUACUGCUGCUGCUGCAGCUGCUGCCGCCUGGCGUCUGCCGCCGAACGUUUCAACAAGGGGAAAGCUGAGCGGUAGGGCAAAAUCUGUGCGUGUUCACGUGGGCGGCAACCGUUUCCUGGUUUUCAGCCGCUUUUGUAACCGCCUCCCCUCUGCCGCCCUUCCCUCAUUGAAAUGAAUGGAGGCGGUGAGUAGCCGCGCGGCGGUGUGACAGCAGCUUUAGGGAGAAGAUGAUCCUGUUAUGGCUUUCGUUGGAGCAAGCUGCACAGAAGUUUGCAGUCCAGGCCAGUGGAGCCGCUCAUGCUCAAAGAUUUGUCUCGCAAAGCUCUAUCCCAAAGGUUCAAAGGGCAUGCCCAUCAAAGCCUAUGUAAUCAUGAAUUACCAGAGCAAUCGCUCAUUAGCAAGACCAGAGUUCUUCAGGCUGUUCAGUGUGAAGAGCAAACCAUUCCCGUACUAUCUCAGAACUUGCUCUGGCAUCAUAGAAACAUCCGGCAAGAGGGCAGAAGGAUUUGAAAUCGAGUCACUGGACGGCACAGUUCUCAUUUCACUCCCACCACUCAUUGAGUGUCAUGAGAUCCCGAAUAAUCGGUCCGAGAUUCCAACACCUAACGCUGUUCUUCAUCAGCCUCAUCUCCAUCACAUUGCCGAGCCAUAGGCUACAGUGCCACCCCAUGGUAGAUAUAGGGACCUGCCUCUGUAGUCAUAGACUAUAGCUCUAAAUCUCUGUUAUCAAUUUGUCAUACCUGUUUAGGUGGCUAGGCUAACUACCGUCACCGGAGCAAGUCCGGCUGUUUUCAAAAGCAUCUGUCAUUUCAAAAGCAACAACAAGCAGAUCGCACAUAUCCUAACAACAGAACUGACAAGAGAAACUUAUAACUUAUAACACAUGUCUACAUUAAGUUGGGUUUAGGUAUGCAAUAAUAAACAGACAAAAAAUAAAAUGUUCAUCACUUCA
This is a messenger RNA of Gadus morhua (Atlantic cod), 4658 nucleotides long. Its product is annotated as sialoadhesin-like. NCBI's taxonomy places the organism in Eukaryota, Metazoa, Chordata, Actinopteri, Gadiformes, Gadidae. The record is from RefSeq and is a predicted model, not a curated record. The coding region runs from base 1683 to 3524 and encodes 613 amino acids. The transcript is spliced from 15 exons.